Molecule: messenger RNA, 3421 nt
Organism: Nicotiana tabacum (common tobacco)
Lineage: Eukaryota; Viridiplantae; Streptophyta; Magnoliopsida; Solanales; Solanaceae
Product: ubiquitin carboxyl-terminal hydrolase 9
Biological process (GO): protein deubiquitination
Molecular function (GO): cysteine-type deubiquitinase activity
Source: RefSeq, a predicted model, not a curated record
AUAUAUAAAAGGUAGGUGGAGGAAAACUCAAAAGACAGUAAGGGAGAGAGACGGUUUGUGUAUUUGUGCAUCACCUCAAAAAUCCAAAUCGGGGGAAAUUUGGGUAUUCUCCUGUAAUCUAGGGUUCUUCCUUCCCAUUUACCUCCCCUUUUUCGCUUUCCGAUCCUUAGGAAUUGAGUAGUGGAUCAUGACGAUUCCAGAUUCGGGAUACAUGAUGGAAAAUGGAUCUAUUGAAUUGCCGUGCACGCCCGAAGAAGAGGCUAGGAUCAUUCAGGAGCUUACCCGCAAAGCUGAAUCCAAUUUGCGAGAAGGCAAUACCUAUUAUGUUAUUUCUAACAGGUGGUUCAUGGAUUGGCAGAGGUACGUUGGCCAGCCACUGGGUGCUUAUCCCUUUAACGAGGACGCUACUCAAUCUCAGCCUUCUCUAUUGCCAAACACAGCUAGUAGACCUGGACCAAUCGAUAAUAGUGAUAUAAUAAUUAGGGAAAUUGAUGGCGAGAGUGAUGAUCCCCAGCUUAUCAUAACUUUGGAAGAAGGGCGUGAUUAUGUGUUGGUCGCACAAGAAGUAUGGGAGAGGCUCUCUGAAUGGUACAAGGGAGGACCAGCAUUGCCUCGAAAGAUGAUUUCUAUGGGAGAUGCCAAGCAACUUAGCGUGGAAGUGUUCCCAUUGUGUCUCAAUUUACACGAUACUAGAGAUAGAAGUCACAAGGUUAUAAGGUUAAGUAAAAAGGCAUCUUUACAUGAACUUUAUAGCAUAGUGUGUAGGCUCAAAGGAAUAGCGCCAGAAAAGGCACGCAUCUGGGAUUAUUUUAAUAAAAGGAAGCAUACAGUAUUAGUUGCUUCAGACCAAACACUUGAGGACUCCAACUUGCAGAUGGAUCAAGAUAUUCUCCUGGAGGUGCAAGCUGAAGGAUUGCUGCUUUCUGGUUUUGGCUUCGAUUCAACUGGAAACGACUUGGCAUUGGUUCCAAUUGAACCACUGAGGUCAUCUGUCACAAUCGCUGGUGGUCCGACUUUGUCCAAUGGUUUUUCUGCUGGAUAUAGCUCUAAUGCUUAUCAAGGGAGUUCUUUGAGCUCCACUUAUGGUGACAUGGAGGAUGGAUAUGAUAGUAUGAGACCUGCAAGUAGAGGCGAAAAGGGAGGGUUGGCAGGACUGCAGAAUUUGGGCAACACAUGCUUCAUGAAUAGUGCAAUUCAAUGUCUGGUUCAUACCCCUCCACUUGUUGAGUACUUCUUGCAGGAUUACACUGAUGAGAUCAACAAGCAGAACCCUUUGGGGAUGCAUGGUGAACUUGCAUUUGCAUUUGGUGAACUAUUGAGGAAACUUUGGUCCUCCGGCCGGGCACCUGUUGCGCCACGUGCAUUCAAAGGAAAACUUGGUCGAUUUGCUCCCCAGUUUAGUGGAUAUAACCAGCAUGAUUCUCAGGAACUACUUGCUUUCCUCUUGGAUGGAUUACAUGAAGAUCUUAAUCGUGUUAAGCAAAAACCGUACUUUGAGACAAAAGACUCAGAUGGUCGUCCAGAUGAAGAAGUUGCUGACGAGCUUUGGAGAUAUCACAGAGCCAGAAAUGACUCUGUUAUAGUUGACACUUGUCAGGGUCAAUAUAAGUCUACUCUGGUUUGUCCGGUCUGCAACAAAAUCUCAAUAACAUUUGACCCCUUCAUGUAUUUGUCUUUACCACUUCCUUCAACAGUGACAAGGACAAUGACAGUAACAGUGUUUUAUAGUGAUGGCAGUGGCCUUCCAAUGCCAUAUACUGUUACUGUUUUGAAACAUGGUUACAUUAAGGAUCUUAUACAGGCUUUAGAAAGUGCAUGCUGCUUAAGGACUGAUGAAUACCUGCUACUUGCAGAGGUCUAUGAGCAUCGGAUAUUUCGAUACUUUGAGAACCCUACAGAUAUGUUGAAUUCAAUCAAGGAUGAUGAACAUAUUGUUGCAUAUAGACUCCCGAAAAACGUGGCCCUAUUAACAAGAUUGGAGAUUAGUCAUAGGUACCAGGACAAAUGUAUCAUAGACAGUUCGAAGGCUAGUGAGAGGAAGUUGUUCUUGACACCGCUUGUCACUUUCUUGGAAGACCCGCGUAAUGGAAUCGAUAUUGAUUUUUCUGUCGAUAAGGUGCUUUCUCCAUUGAGAAGAAAAACAUUCAUCUCACCAGAACCUGUUUUUAAGGAUGGUGCAGAAAAUGGUUCUCCCUCGGAAAUAAUUGAAGAACCAAUGAACAGCUGUACUAUUCAAUUUGGUCAUGAAGGCAGAUCAAUGGAGUACACAGAACCGGUGGAAAAUUCCAGCAGGGGGAUGGCAUUUCAUCUUUGUUUAACUGAUGAACAGGGCACCUGCUGCAGGCCAGUUGUAAAAGAUACGGUGAUACAACCAGCUAGAAUGCUAAAGGUGAUUUUGGAUUGGACUGAGAAGGAAUAUGAACUAUAUGAUGCCAGCUACCUCAAGGAUCUUCCUGAGGUUCACAAAAGUGGACUUACAGUGAAGAAAACCAAGCAAGAAGCUAUAUCCUUAUUUUCAUGCUUGGAGGCCUUCCUGAAGGAAGAACCUUUAGGACCAGAUGAUAUGUGGUAUUGUCCUGGCUGCAAGGAGCAUAGACAAGCCUCCAAGAAGUUAGAUUUAUGGAGAUUACCUGACAUACUUGUUUUCCACUUAAAGCGGUUCUCUUAUAGCCGAUGGCUGAAGAACAAGCUUGAUACCUUUGUGAAUUUUCCCAUACAUAAUUUGGAUUUAAGCAAGUAUGUGAAAUGUAAGGAUGCAACUGAGAGCUCACAUGUGUAUGAGCUAUACGCAAUAAGCAACCAUUAUGGCGGACUAGGUGGCGGGCAUUACACUGCUUACUGCAAGUUGAUCGAUGAUGAUAGAUGGUAUCAUUUUGAUGAUUCCCAUGUUUCAGCUGCCGCUGAAUCUGAUAUUAAAACUUCAGCUGCAUAUGUCUUGUUCUAUCGAAGAGUUAAAGUUCAACAAAAUGGAGUUGUAGGAGGGCCAUCCCAGUGCAAUAGAAGCUCUUGAAUACCAUGGGCCAUUUGCUCUUUUUAUCACAAUGAUAAGCUUUGGAUGCUUCCCUUUUUGCGGCAAAUACUGCUGAAUUCUUGGCUGGGAUCGCAUGGCUUGCUCGGAUGUCAGCUAACAUGGCUGAGCUUUAUCCAACCAGUUAGAAGCAGGUGAUAGUGUUGUAUUAGUAAGACUGGCACAUAGGGGAAAAUAGAAACUGGGUAGGCUCGAGCGUUGGCUGUCUGUUGAAAGUUAAAUUUUUUUUGCAGAAAAAUUUUGUAUCUUUUGGGUAUCAGCUGGUAUCCAAGUUAUUCUUAAGAGGCAUUAUACUCUUGUAGAGUAGUAUUGUUUUUGCCAUUCAUGACAAAAACUUAUAUGUAAGGGCAAAACCUUCCUUCAAUCUAAUGAUACAUCAGCGUUUUGUUUUUA